AUGUCCUCCCACAACACACAUCCCGACAACAAUAACAACAACAACAGUUCUGUCGACCACGACUCCUACACCCACUACUACAAUCUUAACUUCGACAGCUCCAUCUACCACAAAAACAACAACUCUGCCUUCUACUACAACUCCAACCUCUACUCCUACAUCAACCUCAACAGGAACGUGACUUGCAAUCCAUCCGUUGGACUGAUUUGUAAAAACAAUGAGCAAGGUCUUCAGCAAAAGUGCUUCGAUUACGAGAUACGAGUGAAAUGUUGUCAAUGUCCUCCCACAACACACAUCCCGACAACAAUAACAACAACAACAGUUCUGUCGACCACGACUCCUGCACCCACUACUACAAUCUUAACUUCGACAGCUCCAUCUACCACAAAAACAACAACUCUGCCUUCUACUACAACUCCAACCUCUACUCCUACAUCAACCUCAACAGGAGCAUCAACUACCCAGUGCAGGGGUGAAGAAAGUUGUGUGUGGUCAGACUGGAUCAACCUUGGUCAGCCAACCUCUGGCUCUGAAGGUGGAGAUAAUGAAUCCAUUAAGAACAUCAUUGCUAGUGGUUAUCACGUUUGCUCAGCUCCAGAGGCAGUUGAAUGUAGAGCAAAACAAUACCCUGGACUUCAGAUCUCUCAGCUUGGCCAAGACGUGACUUGCAAUCCAUCCGUUGGACUGAUUUGUAAAAACAAUGAGCAAGGUCUUCAGCAAAAGUGCUUCGAUUACGAGAUACGAGUGAAAUGUUGUCAAUGUCGUCCCACAACACACAUCCCGACAACAACAACAACAACAACAACAGUUCUGUCGACCACGACUCCUGCACCCACUACUACAAUCUUAACUUCGACAGCUCCAUCUACCACAAAAACAACAACUCUGCCUUCUACUACAACUCCAACCUCUACUCCUACAUCAACCUCAACAGGAGCAUCAACUACCCAGUGCAGGGGUGAAGAAAGUUGUGUGUGGUCAGACUGGAUCAACCUUGGUCAGCCAACCUCUGGCUCUGAAGGUGGAGAUAAUGAAUCCAUUAAGAACAUCAUUGCUAGUGGUUAUCACGUUUGCUCAGCUCCAGAGGCAGUUGAAUGUAGAGCAAAACAAUACCCUGGACUUCAGAUCUCUCAGCUUGGCCAAGACGUGACUUGCAAUCCAUCCGUUGGACUGAUUUGUAAAAACAAUGAGCAAGGUCUUCAGCAAAAGUGCUUCGAUUACGAGAUACGAGUGAAAUGUUGUCAAUGUCGUCCCACAACACACAUCCCGACAACAACAACAACAACAACAACAGUUCUGUCGACCACGACUCCUGCACCCACUACUACAAUCUUAACUUCGACAGCUCCAUCUACCACAAAAACAACAACUCUGCCUUCUACUACAACUCCAACCUCUACUCCUACAUCAACCUCAACAGGAGCAUCAACUACCCAGUGCAGGGGUGAAGAAAGUUGUGUGUGGUCAGACUGGAUCAACCUUGGUCAGCCAACCUCUGGCUCUGAAGGUGGAGAUAAUGAAUCCAUUAAGAACAUCAUUGCUAGUGGUUAUCACGUUUGCUCCUCCAUCUACCACAAAAACAACAACUCUGCCUUCUACUACAACUCCAACCUCUACUCCUACAUCAACCUCAACAGGAGCAUCAACUACCCAGUGCAGGGGUGA
This is a messenger RNA of Oncorhynchus kisutch (coho salmon), 1665 nucleotides long. Its product is annotated as mucin-2-like. The transcript has 3 exons. NCBI's taxonomy places the organism in Eukaryota, Metazoa, Chordata, Actinopteri, Salmoniformes, Salmonidae. The coding region runs from base 1 to 1665 and encodes 554 amino acids. The record is from RefSeq and is a predicted model, not a curated record.